GUCCCCAGAGUGGACUUAACUCGGCUACUCAUUCAGACGGUUUGGCGUCUUGUCCGUUGUUAAGCACCCGUAACGGUAGUAGUUUUCGUUGGAUUUCCUCACAUCCAGAUCCACAUCCGUGAAAGUUCAUUUAAGAUCUUUGCUACUGUUACGGCCGAAAAUUCGGAAAACAGCUUAAACGGCUUCUCCUUGAGACAAGAGUGAAAACUAGUGCAUUUUUUUUUUGGAAAAUCAAGUACAUUAUGAAUUUCGAUCAAGCUAUCGUAGUCAUUUUGGGUAUCCUUACACUUAUCGCUCGAUUUGGAAAUGCUUGCCGAGGAAGAAUAAUCUACAGAGCAAACGGAGUUACAGAACGUGAAAAGCAAAUCAUACUCAAUACUCAUAAUGGUAUGCGACAAUCCGUAGCCUUGGGGCAAAUUCGAGGACAACCCCAAGCAGCCAAUUUGCUCGAAAUGAAAUGGGACGACGAGUUAGCUUACAAAGCUCAACAAUGGGCAACUACAUGCAAAACAUACCAUCAUGAUCAUCAUCGACAUGUUGCCAGGUUUCCCGUGGGUCAAAACGUAGCGAGGACGUGGACUACGAAGCCGCCAGAGAGUGCGUAUGAAACAGAGCCGGACUUUGAAGAUAUUAUUAAAAACAAAUGGUUCGGAGAAUUCAAAAACUUCCGCUACGGGCCACUAAACUUCGUUAAUGACCUAAUUGGACACUACACGCAGAUGAUUUGGGCUGAAACGUAUUUGGUAGGGUGCGGUUACGCGUUCUAUUUCGAACCGGGCAAGGGAUUCGUCAAGAGCUACGUUUGUAACUAUGGACCGAGUGGCAACGUACUCAGGCAGCAGCCUUACAAAACUGGCCAACCAUCCUGUUACAGCUUUGGAAUGUCUAAUUCACAUAAAUACUAUGGACUUUGUGAAACUCAAACUACCUUCAUAACAACUGUAGCAGAUAAUUAUUUGCAUUAUUAUUAGUGGAAAUCCGUUUUGAGUUAAUAUUGAAGAAGUAAUAAGCAGAACGUCGCGAAGAGGGAUUCCUAAAAGCCUAGUAAUUACCUAAAAUGAAAUUGACAUUAUUGGUAUGUUGUGCGAGACGUUAUUAAUAUCAGGUUCAUCUUUAUUGUGAAGUGCGAUGUAUCUUACAGUAUUUUUGCGGAUAAUUCUGCAUCAGUCAUACAAAAUUUACUUACUUAUUUGUCUUUAUAAGACCCGCUUGAUUAGGUUAAGGAUGAAGCCAAAAGACUGUUAUUUGUAGUAAAUAAAUUUUAUACUAAGUU
Messenger RNA from Agrilus planipennis (emerald ash borer), 1273 nucleotides. RefSeq names its product venom allergen 5. The coding region runs from base 243 to 971 and encodes 242 amino acids. The transcript has 8 exons. Gene Ontology annotation, cellular component: extracellular region. The record is from RefSeq and is a predicted model, not a curated record. Lineage: Eukaryota; Metazoa; Arthropoda; Insecta; Coleoptera; Buprestidae.